GAAACCAUGCACUCUUGCCCUGGUUUAUAGUGAGGGAUAGACAACUGUGUGUGGAUGGUAUCAAUGAUUAGGGAACGUCGUGAAUAACAUCGUUGUGAAGCCUCUACAACUUAGUUCUACCUUGUACAUGGGGAUGACAUAGGCCACCAGCAACCAAUCAUAUGCAAAAGGCUGGACGAUCAUGCCUGUAAACUCCAUCCACUGGUUCCGCAAGGGUCUGCGUCUCCAUGAUAACCCAGCUCUUCUGGAGGCUGUGCGAGGAGCAGACACCUUGCGCUGCGUUUACUUCCUGGACCCCUGGUUCGCCGGCUCCUCCAGUGUAGGCGUCAACAGGUGGAGGUUCCUGUUGCAGUGUCUGGAGGAUCUGGACGCCAGCCUCCGCAAGCUCAACUCUCGCCUCUUCGUCAUCCGCGGCCAGCCCGCCAACAUCUUCCCCCGCCUCUUCAAGGAGUGGAAGAUCUCCCGGUUGACGUUUGAGUGUGACUCCGAGCCCUUCGGUAAGGAGCGGGAUGCGGCCAUCAGGAAGCUGGCAUCAGAGGCCGGAGUGGAGGUCAAGGUCAAGACCUCGCACACACUAUACAACCUGGACAAGAUCAUUGAGCUGAAUGGCGGUCAGCCUCCUCUCACCUACAAGCGUUUCCAGACACUGGUGAGCAACAUGGACCCCCCCGCCGCGCCGGUGGAGCCCCUCUCCAAGGCCCUGAUGAAUGGUUGCAGGACGCCUGUCUCCGACAACCACCAAGACAAGUACGGGGUACCCCUGCUCGAGGAGCUUGGGUUUGACACGGAAGGCUUGUGUCCUGUGGUGUGGCCCGGAGGAGAGACUGAGGCCUUGACCAGGAUAGACAAACAGUUUGGGAAGGACUCCGCCUCGGCCCUGCAGGAGAUGGUCGAGAGGCCGAAGCUGAACUCCAGUCUGCUGCUGGCCAGCCCCCUGGGCCUGAGCCCGUACCUGCGCUUUGGCUGCCUCUCCUGCCGCCUCUUCUACUCCAGACUCACGCAGCUCUACAACAAGGCGAAGAAGAACGCCAACUACGACAAGCUGCUCUGGCGUGAGUUCUUCUACACGGCGGCCACCAACAACCCACGCUUCGACAAGAUGGAGGGCAACCCCAUCUGCAUCCGCAUCCCCUGGGACAAGAACCCAGAGGCGCUGGCCAAGUGGGCCGAGGCCAAGACCGGCUUCCCCUGGAUCGACGCCAUCUUGACCCAGCUGCGGCAGGAGGGCUGGAUCCACCACCUGGCGCGCCACGCCGUGGCCUGCUUCCUCACCCGCGGAGACCUCUGGAUCAGCUGGGAGGAGGGCAUGAAGGUGUUUGAGGAGUUGCUGCUGGAUGCCGACUGGAGUAUGAACGCGGGCAGCUGGAUGUGCCAUUCCUGCAGCUCCUUCUUCCAGCAGUUCUUCCACUGCUACUGCCCCGUGGGCUUCGGCCGCCGCAUCGACCCCAACGGAGACUUCAUCCGACGCUAUUUACCUGUCCUCCGAGGUUUCCCAGCCAAGUACAUCUACGACCCGUGGAACGCGCCCGAGGAGGUGCAGCUGGCGGCCAGGUGCCGGGUGGGCGUGGACUACCCCAAGCCCAUGGUCAACCACGCCGAGGCCAGCCGGCUCAACAUCGAGCGCAUGCGGCAGAUCUACCAGCAGCUCUCGCGCUACAGGGGCCUCAGUUUGCUGGCCACCGUGCCCUCCAAUCAUGGAGAGGACGUCAAUGUGAACAGCCUUAAAUCGCACCAGUCUAGCAAGAGGCGACGCAGCAAUGGCCAUGGUAGCCGCCGGGAGAAAGAGAGAGAGAGGGAGAGGGAGCAGCGCUCAGGGGAGGAGCACGCUGGGCCCAGUGGAGUCAAGCACCGCAGCACCGGCCCUGGGGACCCUAUCAACUGUCGUGGGGCAGCCCAUACCCUCAAUGGUGCAGUUGGGUCCAUCCAGUGCCUAGGCCACUGCAGCCAGUUUGCCAUACCACAGCACAUAGGUCGAGUGGGCCGCAGCAGUGGCGGAGGAGGGAAGAGGGCCCGGGAGUCGGAACAGGAGUCAGGAGCUGACAACAGGUUGUUUGCAUCGCCGGGCAUUAAUGGCCAGUGGCAUAGCAAAGAGAAGAAUGUGGCGCAGCAGGACGAAAGAAUGACCAUGUCAUCGUGAUUAGUUAUACAUAGUCUAGAAACAGUUAUAUAAAUAUUGUGCUAUAUGUGCUAAAUACUAUGUACCAACUGGUUUUUAUCAAAAACAAAACAUAAAAAAACAAAAAUCCUCACUUCAGACGAGAAAAAAACAACAACUUUCCUAUCGAAAACAGUAGAUGUAUUGUUACGAGAAAAAAAAAAAAGUUGGACCCAAAGGUAGAUUUUAUUUCCCUGUUUUAAAUGUGCAUUGGGAUUCUCUUUUAACUUGUACGGAUCGAUGAGAUGUUUUAAACUUUUUUACCCGUCUAUGAAGUCAGGCUUUCUGUAUACUACACUGCUCACCGUAGUGGUGUCUUACAUACUCAUCUCUGCCUCUUUGAAGAUGAAGAAGACGAAGAAGGAGAAAAGAAAUGAAACCUUCUUAUUACUUGGUGAAUAAUUGUUUUGGGAUUUCUUGCAGAAUGUCCCAACAGUCCUAGGAAUAUGUACGUGUCAUUGAAUUUGAACCUACAUUCACCAGCAUAUGAGAUUCUGUAGCCACGCCUCCGUUAAACCCAGGGCAGGGCUUGGUUACCUUGCGUCAGGGUAUCCUUAAACUGCUGUUGUCAAAUACAUGAAGGGAGUUUUGUGUUUUAACUCGUUAGGUCUGUAUCAGACCUUGCAGUACCAGCACGAAUGCUCAAUAUUUUUUUGUCUCCCAUAGCAAAAGCAUACCUCUCUUUUAAUCCAGUACCUCUGUCUAGGAAUUUGUUUUUAUCUACCCAUCUGCCUUCUCAUGUAGAGAUGGGCAAAGGAUGAUGGAAUAUCUGCAUACAGCUUUUAUGUUAAAGGCACACUGUCCCCCUAAAUACUAACCACUGAUGGUAAGGCGGGUUUUUACAAACACUACGUACGCCUUGUGUGCUUAGAGAGCGUUGCUGUACAUUACGCCGCCUGUUGUCCUCUCUCAUAACCCCGUGAUUGACAGCUGGCAAACCUGCUUUGAGUCGGUUCCUCCCCUGCAAACUGUUUACUAACUUCAAGGGUGGAAAGACUGGUUUAGUGAAGCGUCUCUGUAUACUCUGCACAGUGUUUACCUCAAGGCACAGUGACUGGUGUAGUGAAUUGUCUCUUAAAUGCAGAUGCGUCAGUCCUGGGUUCAGAAAAAAAACUGCCAUAUAUUUCAUCCAAAUAGCUCUGUAUUAGUUGAUUGUUGUCAGCUCUCAUGGUAUGUGUUUUACAUGAUCGACUCAGGUGAAGUCACUUGGGCUACAUACAAGGACAACAUGUCAGGGAACUCCAAAUUGACAUCUCUGUUUCUCUGCCAUCUGUUUACAUUGGGGGUGGGAAAUGUGUUUUUAAGAGCUGUGUAUCUACAGUACUGGAUUCUCCGCUGUUCCUCUGCUGUGUAGUGUCCCUGAUGCAGUGCACGGCCAUUCCUUGUUUUCUGGAAUUUGUCUCUUCAUUAUAGCCUGACCAGCCAAAUGCCUAGUCACUUUCUUCACUGGUAGAAAACAGAGUAUUAGUGAACCACCCCACAACCCACAACCUCAGCCCCUCACCACCACUAGUUUUCCAUCAUGCACAUAUUGCUACUGUAGCAUAACUAUACAGAGCUAGUGUAUCCUCCAUCCCUCAGCAGAAAGCACAGCUUUAAAUUCCAGUCAUCUGUUGGGUUUUGUAAGGUAUGGCAGGGGAAACUACCAAAAAAAAACAGAGUUCAUUUGGCCGCUUGCUCGUGUCUGGAGUUCUACUGGGUCCCUCAACAAGCUUCUUGCUGUUGCAGCUUCGCAUGUUGUCUCUGCUGCUCUCUCUCUCUGCUGGUUCUUAUUUGGCGUCAUGUAUACUACAACAGUCCAUGAGUGCAAAGCUGUACAUUUAUGCCGUUGUGUUUUCAUUUUUUUUCUACUGAAAUUUCAUAUUCCCUUUUUUUUUCUCGCUUCCAUGGCAAAAUUUAUAUUAUAUAUAUUAAAAAGUCAGUAUAAAAGAAGCUCUAGUUUGUGUAUAUUGUACCACAUUAAAUGACAAAAUAAAAUGAUUGAAAAUCA
This is a messenger RNA of Engraulis encrasicolus (European anchovy), 4145 nucleotides long. It is a transcript of the gene cry3b, whose product is annotated as cryptochrome circadian regulator 3b. The transcript has 15 exons. Gene Ontology annotation, molecular function: DNA binding; FAD binding. Lineage: Eukaryota; Metazoa; Chordata; Actinopteri; Clupeiformes; Engraulidae. Bases 182 to 2137 code for a protein of 651 amino acids. Gene Ontology annotation, biological process: negative regulation of DNA-templated transcription; circadian regulation of gene expression; entrainment of circadian clock by photoperiod. Gene Ontology annotation, cellular component: cytoplasm; nucleus. The record is from RefSeq and is a predicted model, not a curated record.